Terrapene triunguis (Three-toed box turtle) is the source of this 2408-nucleotide messenger RNA. It is a transcript of the gene TYRP1, whose product is annotated as tyrosinase related protein 1. Gene Ontology annotation, cellular component: melanosome. Gene Ontology annotation, biological process: melanosome organization; melanocyte differentiation. The transcript has 8 exons. Gene Ontology annotation, molecular function: oxidoreductase activity. NCBI's taxonomy places the organism in Eukaryota, Metazoa, Chordata, Testudines, Emydidae. The coding region runs from base 355 to 1965 and encodes 536 amino acids. The record is from RefSeq and is a predicted model, not a curated record.
AUAGGCCAAGCCAAGCUCUGUUGGCAGAGCCAGGAUUAACAAGCAGACAGAAACAGUUUAGUUCAGGGUAGGAGCAACUGUAGAAUACAUUGAGACAAAACAGAAGCUCAGAAAAGAGGUGCUCAGAGAGACAGCAAAAAGGUACAAGGCAGAGGUAGUUGGUUUGAUAGCUUAUUAAUUGCGGACUUUUCAAUGGAGCAGACAGUAAGAGCAGGGAAAUACUAAAUGCAGAACAAAACCGUUAGAUCAGUUUAAUUCAGAAAAGGUGGAGUGUUGCUUGCGCUUCACAAGACAGAAGAGAACAGAGUGUGCUGGCUGCUGGCUUCUUCUUGCCACCUCUCCUGGAUUAUUAUUAUGCAGCACUCCAUGCCGUUGCGCUUCUUCUUGCCACUGCUCCUUACCCUGCUCAGCCAAGCAAGAGCUCAGUUCCCCCGCCAAUGUGCUACGGUUGAUGCCUUGAGAAGUGGCGCGUGUUGUCCGGAUUUUUCUCCAGUGUUCGGGCCUGGUACUGAUCGCUGUGGUUCAUCUUCAGGAAGGGGUCAGUGUGUACCAGUGAUAGCAGACUCACGGCCCCAUGGCCCACAGUACAUGCAUGACGGCCAAGAUGACCGUGAACAGUGGCCCUUACGCUUCUUCAACCGAACCUGCAGCUGCAAUGGUAACUUCUCUGGCUAUGACUGUGGGUCCUGCCGACCUGGCUGGAGUGGAGCUUCCUGUAACCAGCAGAUCCGCACAGUUAGGAGGAACCUUCUGGACCUGAGUGUGAAGGAAAGGAAUGAUUUUGUCAAUGCCUUACACCAAGCCAAGGCUACAAUACAUCCUGAUAUUGUCAUAGCCACCAGGAGACGUGAGGAGAUAUUGGGACCUGAUGGCAAUACACCACAAUUUGAAAAUGUGUCCAUUUAUAACUACUUUGUGUGGUCCCAUUAUUACUCUGUCAGAAAGACUUUCCUUGGUGCAGGGCAGCAAAGUUUUGGAGGAGUGGAUUUCUCUCAUGAAGGACCAGCCUUUCUCACUUGGCAUAGGUAUCAUCUACUGCAACUGGAGAGAGACAUGCAGGGGAUGCUACAGGAUACCUCUUUUGCACUUCCCUACUGGAAUUUUGCUACUGGUGGAAACUCCUGCAAUAUUUGCACAGAUGACUUGAUGGGCGCUCGAAGCAAUUUUGAUGUCUCUCUUAUAAGUCAGAACUCCAUCUUCUCCCAGUGGCGUGUGCUCUGUGAAAACCUAGAAGACUAUGAUACCUUGGGAACCAUUUGUAACAGCACAGAAGGUGGUCCAAUUCGAAGGAAUCCUGCUGGAAAUGUUGCCAGGCCAAUGGUUCAGCGUCUCCCAGAACCACAGGAUGUUGCUCUUUGUUUAGAAGUUGGUUUGUUUGACACUCCUCCUUUCUAUUCCAAUUCAACAGAUAGUUUCCGUAAUACAGUAGAAGGAUACAGUGAUCCUUCAGGGAAGUAUGAUCCGGCAGUUCGCAGCCUUCAUAAUUUGGCUCAUCUGUUUUUGAAUGGAACAGGGGGACAAACUCAUUUAUCUCCAAACGACCCUAUUUUUGUCUUCUUGCACACAUUUACUGACGCUGUUUUUGAUGAAUGGCUGAGGAGACAUAAUCCUGAUAUUUCAAUAUACCCACUGGAGAAUGCCCCUAUUGGACAUAACCGGCAGUAUAACAUGGUGCCAUUCUGGCCCCCAGUUACCAAUAAUGAGAUGUUUGUUACUGCACCAGAAAACCUGGGCUACAGUUAUGACGUUCAAUGGCCAAGCCGGGCUCUGCAGGUCACAGAGAUCAUAACUAUUGCAAUAGUGACUGCAUUGAUUCUGGUUGCAAUUAUUUUUGCUGGUGCUACAUGUAUUGUGCACGCUAGGAAAAACAAGGAUGAAUUGCAUCAGCCUCUUCUCACUGACCAGUAUGAGCGGUAUUCAGAUGAUUAUGAUAGCAUACCAACCCCAAGCCAGUCUGUGGUUUAAAGAGAUGAGUUUUCUUUACCUGCAUCUAACAGAAUCUGUUUCUUCUGCUGUAUUUUAUAAAUGCCAAUAACGGAUCUGCCCUAAAAUAAAGCACAAAAAGUGUCAAUUAUAUUGAUAUAUUUGCUUCAACUCCAAUCUCCUCUUUCAUCACACUGCAGGACCAGUAUAUCACCUCUGAAAUACCAAGUGCUUAUCUUGAUAGACCCUCACUAAUUUCCCAACCCUCACCUUAUAGCCUCCCUUAUCCAUAUUCCUGAAUAAGUGCAGUGAUUUUCUGAAUUGUUCAGUACCAGUAACUGGGAGUAACAACUUGCCUUUCCUGUAUUCUGUGUAGAAGCCUUUUCAUAGGUGUACCUGAAUGAAUGUAGGGCCUGAUUCUGCCAUUCUUAGUCAUAUUGAAUACUAACUUACUCCACAAGUCAACCCCCCUUAGCUGACUGGAG